CACUUCUCCCUCCAAGCAGAAAUGUCAAAAUGGCGUCAACGCAGGACGCUUGGUAUAUUUCUUUACUUGGUUUAGCGGAACAUUUCCGUACAUCAAAUCCUCCUGACAUAAAAAGUUGCAUUCAGUGUCUUCAAGCUGUAUUUAAUUUCAAACCGCCACAAAGAGUCGAGGCCAGAACACAUUUACAACUUGGAAAUAUCCUUUUGACACACACUAAAAACAUCGACUUGGCGAGAACGCAUUUGGAACAGAGUUGGUGCUUAUCUCAGACUAUUACUGGAUUUGAUGAUGUUAAGUUUGAGGCAGCGAGUGUGCUCGCGGAGUUAUUCGAGCAGCAGGGCCAACCAACUCAUUCGAAACCUAUAUUACGAAAAGCUAUUGAAUUAUCACAGCACAGCGUUUACUGGCACUGCAGACUAAUAUUCCAGUUGGCACAAAUUCAUGCAACAGAGAGAGAAUAUGAAGUAGCUAGUAGUUUGCUUGGUGUUGGUGUGGACUAUGCACAGAUUUCCAAUGCAGCAUAUACUAGAGUACUAUUUCUACUCAGUAGGGUUAUGUUACUAUUAAUAGACAAGAAAAUCCAGGAAGUAUUACCGUUAUUGAACCAGGCCGGUCAUCUUGUUGAGACAUGGGCCGGUAGUCCUCACCAGAAAGAAUAUCUUAAAGUAUUUUUCCUUGUGCUGCAGGUGUGUCAUUAUUUGAUGGCUGGUCAAGUGAAGAGUGUGAAACCAUGUCUGAAACAAUUACAGCAGAGUAUUCAGACUAUCAUGGCUCCGACCUGGCCCGACGAUGAUGCGGUGUGCGGGAGUGCCUCGGGGGAGUCAUUUGUGUGGUUGUCAAGACAGCAACUGUAUGUGUUGGUGUACCUCGUGACAGUCAUGCAUUCAGCUCAGGCUGGUUAUAUGGACAAAGCUCACAAGUACACGGAGAAGGCUCUCGCCCAAAUAGACAAGUUGACCUCGAGUGAGGAGGCGAGCGAGGGCAGCGGGGCGGGCGCGGGCGGCUCGGGCUCGGUGCGCGGCUGUGCGGCGCUCGCCUGGAGGCUGCGGAUGGCGCUGCUGGAGCACGCCGCCCUGUGCCGGCUCGUGGCGGGCGGGAAAGCACACGCUCUACACGAGAUAGCACGCGCCGCCCACCUGCUCUCCACCGCACCUAAUGCGAACGCGGCGGCGGCCCACACUCCACAACUUCACUGCUUACUCGGAUUGUACGCUAUGUCCAUGAACUGUAUGGAGGCGGCCGAGGCACAGUUCCAUACAGCCAUACAUAUGUCACAAGAAAGGGAUUUAUGGAUGUUUGCGAAACUGAAUCUAGCUAUAGUUUAUUUGAGAGGCAGACGGGACAAUGACCUGGCACAGUUGAUGGAGCAGGUUCGACCAGAGGCGUUGCCUACAUACGCUCACGGUCUGCGAGCUGCCUCCUACUACGUGCUGGGACUGCAGGCCUUUUUCCAGGCGCGGUACAACGAGGCCAAACGGUAUCUCCGGGAGACAUUAAAGAUGGCAAACGCGGAGGACCUGAACCGCCUGACGUCCUGUUCGCUGGUAUUGCUCGGCCACAUCUUCCUGUCGAUAAACAACUCGCGGGAGAGUAUGAACAUGGUGACACCGGCCAUGCAACUCGCUAGCAAAAUACCCGACGUCCAUGUACAGCUGUGGGCAUCCGCGAUACUAAAAGAUCUGUAUCGUCUCGCGGGCGACACGGAACGAGAGAACGAGGCAUACCAGAUGCAUUGUAACUUCUCCCAGGCCUUGCUCAAGGACCACUUCCAAGCCACCCAACUGCCGCAGCACGCGCUCGUGCACUGGACCACGGGCGCGCCCCCCGCCCUGCCCCCUCCACACUCUUAGUGACGUCACGCUCACCCCACUGAUACAAAGUGAAUUGUGACUCAAAUGUCAUCAUACUGAUAGUGACCUCCACCAUACCACUCGCCCACGAUGCUGCGGCAGUCGGCACGCAUCAUGACUGAUAACGGCUUAAUACCAGUGACGAUGAUCGGCUUAUUGUAAAUUUGUGUAUGGACGAUGUACAAAUUCUAUUACCUACAUAAGAAUCCUGUAUAUAUUUAAAUGGUAAGGUAUGACUUAUAUUUUCGAAAUAUUUUGUAAAAAAUGUAUCAAUUUUAUUUGGAGUUAGUUUAUUGUAUUGCUGAACUGAACCUAUUACCGGCUUUCAAACGGUCCGCGUAACACGUAUUUUUUUUUUAACAUGGUAUAUUUUUCUAAGAUAUCAAUGAUAACAUUCACUUAUCUGUACUAUUAAAACACCUUUUAUUUAAAAUGUAUCCGGUAUCUGAUGUCUGUACAUGUUUUAGUUGCCUGGUAUAACGCCAUUAUUAAGCCUGAUGUUUUGAUAAAUAUAUUGCUUGUACUUGAAUCAUAUUAACGGCUCAUUCAUAAUUACACUUGAAAUGUUUCAGUGUGUUUAAAUCAGUACAAAUUUAAUGUAGUCCCAGAGCUUGCUGUGCUAAACGCCUGCACACACAACUAAUGUAGGAUCCCGGACUAUAAUAUUCUAAAGCCAAGGAAUGUUUAAUGUUAUCUGGCAUUUGAUUCAUAUGAGGUACAUGUUUGGUUGAUCUAUUAGAUAUAACUAUUGUAUUAAAUGUCCCUUAUUUAGGUUUAUUUAUUAAAUUUGGAGAGUUGAUUUAUUGAAUAUUCCAAUAUUUUUUUUUGUACAUACAUUAUUUUUGUGUUCAUUAAUUGUCUCGUUUUGAUUACUUUUGAUUUCUCUAAGGUCAAAAAAAAUAAAAAAGAAAAUAUAAAAAACCAUUAAUUAAACUAAACAACUGUGAAGUAUCUGCCACUUAAAAAGAUCCUGCCCAUGGUAAAUAUAAUAUAAAGUGUUUUUUAAGUUUGUAUGUUACCAUUAUUCUUCAAUUGUGACAAGAGUCAUAUCAAAUAUUUAAAGCUGUCUAAAAUUGAAGAAUACUUGUUUACUUUAAAGUGUAUUUCUGUUUCAUUUUUCUGGAACGGAAUCAAGCUGUGUUAAAAUCAAUUUCAAGCGGAGUGACUCAGUGCAUCCUAACUGUUGUUUUGUGUGUGUAGAAUUCCAAAUGGCACAGCAGAUGUCAUCCUUAUAAUUGUUGUUGCACAAUUUACAUCACUCUUAAAUAAAUUAUAUGAAAGUGGGUUCCGCUAAAUUCAAUGGACUGAUAUAGCAUAUAAUUGUACAUAAUGUGUCAAAUAUGAACUUGAGAAUGAACAAAGACGUCUCAUAUUUAUUAUAUCUUCUUAGUGACUUGUUAGUGUGAGUAUGUUGUUGACAGUCUGGUUGAUUAAUUUUAGUUGUAACUGUGUAAUUGUUAUUGACGUCACAAUGGAUGGAUCUGUAACUAAAUGUUAGUCACAUUAGCUGUUAAUACUUCUUUCCAUUCUAAUAUUAUUUUUUAUAUAGCGUAGGGAAUGAUUGCUUCCACAUUAAAAGGAUCCGUCCAUUGGCACGCCCUGCAUCGACCUCAAGUCUUUCCUCGGAGCGAAGUUAUGUUGUAAUUUACACAAUCGUAAUCUGUACACAUUUUUUACUUUAAUAAUUCCUGGGAAACAGUGAAAUGUGGCCUUACACGAUGGGUACAUUUGCUGUUGUUAAAUAUGUAAAUAAAAGUUGAAUUAUUGUAAAUAAUAAAAAUUAUAAAAUAUAUGUUUUUUGCUAUA
Messenger RNA from Danaus plexippus (monarch butterfly), 3656 nucleotides. It is a transcript of the gene Mau2, whose product is annotated as MAU2 chromatid cohesion factor homolog. Gene Ontology annotation, biological process: mitotic sister chromatid cohesion; maintenance of mitotic sister chromatid cohesion. Gene Ontology annotation, cellular component: chromatin; SMC loading complex. The transcript is spliced from 12 exons. NCBI's taxonomy places the organism in Eukaryota, Metazoa, Arthropoda, Insecta, Lepidoptera, Nymphalidae. Bases 30 to 1850 code for a protein of 606 amino acids. Gene Ontology annotation, molecular function: double-stranded DNA binding; protein binding. The record is from RefSeq and is a predicted model, not a curated record.